CCUUGCUUUCACUUACCAGGACAAAAACCAAAUCAAAGCACACCCUACCUCUCCGGCAAACAAAAAUGUUGUUUUUUUCGUAUUUCAAGGACUUGGUGGGCAGGGAAGUGACUGUGGAGUUGAAGAACGAUUUGGCGAUCAGAGGGACCCUGCACUCAGUUGAUCAGUACCUCAAUAUCAAGCUCGAGAACACCAGGGUUGUUGAUCAAGACAAAUACCCUCACAUGCUUUCAGUGAGGAAUUGUUUCAUCAGGGGAUCAGUGGUGAGAUAUGUUCAAUUGCCUCCAGAUGGAGUUGACGUUGAGCUGCUUCAUGAUGCCACAAGAAGAGAAGCUCGGGGUGGCUGAAGUUCAUUGUCUAAAUCUUUAAUGUACUUUUAUGGAUAUUAAUUUAAAUUACUUUUUAAUGUAAUAGAUUUUUAUUUUGAAGUAAGACUCCAAAGGCUGUAUAUUGGCCCUGCAAUAGGCCAAUGUGGACAAAAUCCAGAGCCCCUCCUAUUAAUUGGGAAAAAUGUUCUUGGAUUGUGUUAACAUCUAUCUGUUUAUGAAUUAUUUCAGAAGUCUGCCCUUUGGAGAGAUCUA
This is a messenger RNA of Pistacia vera, 581 nucleotides long. Its product is annotated as sm-like protein LSM2. The record is from RefSeq and is a predicted model, not a curated record. The transcript is spliced from 3 exons. The coding region runs from base 66 to 347 and encodes 93 amino acids. Gene Ontology annotation, molecular function: RNA binding. Gene Ontology annotation, biological process: mRNA splicing, via spliceosome. Gene Ontology annotation, cellular component: precatalytic spliceosome; U4/U6 x U5 tri-snRNP complex; U6 snRNP. NCBI's taxonomy places the organism in Eukaryota, Viridiplantae, Streptophyta, Magnoliopsida, Sapindales, Anacardiaceae.